UUAUUGCAGAGUCCAGUCAAAAAUGAGAGAAACCAUAGAAGCAGAAGCGCUUGGAGGUCGAAACGAACUGGUCCACGAUGUCUGCGGUGUAUCCCACUGUCCUGCUGUGUGUGUACGGCUUCUUCUCCAGCCUGCGGCCGUCGGAACCUUUCCUCACUGCUUACCUGAUGGGGCCGGACAAGAACCUGACGGAGACCCAGGUUGUCAAUGGAAUCUAUCCCAUAUGGACAUAUUCCUACCUCGCCCUGUUGCUCCCAGUCUUCCUGGCUACAGACUACCUCUGCUACAAGCCGGUGUUGGUACUGCAGGCCUGCAGCCUGGUACUGACCUACGCCAUGCUCUGGAAGGCCCACGGCAUGCUGGCCAUGCAGCUGCUGGAGUUUUUCUUUGGGUUGGCCACAGCGUCGGAGGUGGCCUACUACUCCUACAUCUACAGUGUGGUGGAGCCAGAGCUCUACCAGAGAGUGACCGGUUACUGCCGCAGUGUCACUUUGUUCGGCUCGGCYACUGGGUCACUCCUCGGUCAGCUCCUGCUGUCGUUGGCCAAAGUGGAGCUAGUGCACCUCGUUAAGAUUACGCUGGCGUCAGCCACCGUGGCCUUCGUUGCCCCCUGGUUCCUCCCCAUGCCCAAGAGGAGUUUGUUUUUCCACAUGAGUCCAGGAGUAGUUGAGGAACCUGCAGCUGGCUCCAGUCCCAGCCCUGAUAAGGUGGAGGAUUCAGAAAGCAGAGCGCCCAUGAUAUCCAGGUCAUCCGAAGCAGCAGGUGGCAGCAGUGGGCUUGUGCAGGUGUUAUGGAUGCUUUUCCAUGACUUCGUGGAGUGCUACAGGUGUCGCCCCCUGCUGGCAUGGUCGGUGUGGUGGGCCCUGGCCACAUGUGGCUACUUCCAGAUUAUCAACUACGCUCAGGCACUGUGGGAGAAGUUCUAUUCAUCCCAACACCAUGAAAUCUACAACGGCUAUGUAGAGACGUUGUCCACGCUGCUUGGCGCUCUGGCUGCUCUGCUGGUGGGCUGCCUCCCAGUGGACUGGACCCACUGGGGAGAACUGCUCCUGUGGGUCCUCUCCCUCCUCAUGGCCGCCUGCGUUUUCAUCAUGACCAUACUGAAGAACAUCUGGGUGAGCUACAGUUCCUACAUCAUCUUCAGGACCAUCUACAUGCUUCUCAUCACCGUGGCAACGUACCAGAUAGCGGCCAGCCUCAGCAUGCAGAGAUACGCUCUGGUGUUUGGAGUCAACACGUUCGGUGCCCUGCUGCUCUGGACUCUGAUCACCGUGGUCGUGGUGGACUCAGCCGGACUCGGCCUUGACGUUGUCACUCAGUUUUUCAUCUACGGAGGCUACUUCGCAGUCAUCUCGGUGGUCUUCCUCCUGGCCGGCCUCUACAGAGUCUUCUCCUCCAGGCGGACCAUGCAGGAAGUCAAUGGAGACUCCAGCCCUCCUCCAAACGUGGGGUCAGGAGGGUUGCUGGUGCCUAUCUCCAGCUAACGUUCCGGGCGAAAGGCGGGGUCACCAUGGACAGGUCGCCAGUCUCUUUGCUUCUUUUGUCAGAGGUAAAUAUUUCAUAUAAUUAGACAAACUUAAUCUGAAGAAAAAUAUCAGCUUUCAAAUGAUUUCAUUUCAGGGGAAAAUUAUCCAACCCAAUAUGUGAAAAGUAUUCACCCUCUCACCUUAUGUCAUGAAUUCUUUAUGAAAACAAAAACACAUUUUUUGGAAAGUUUUCAAAGCCACGUCUUAACUCCAUAAACAAUUCAUGUGUGAAGACCAUUAAUGCAGCUAAAUUCAGAUUGACCCCAAAUUCCAGCAGUUAAGAGUUGAACAACCAUUCCUCACGAUUAGAGGUGAUUAUUUAUUCUACACCCUCAGGUUAGUUCAUACCAUUCUUCUUUUUAAUAAAUAAAAUCCUCGUUUAAAUUCUGCUUUAUCUUUUUAUUCAGAUUAUCUGUGAAGAUAGUUUGAUCUGAAAUAGGUGUGUACCGAUUGCCGAUCACUGAUCUUUAAAAAGCCUGACCUGCCUAUAACGAAGUGUAGGGUCAAAGCUGUUAAAUUGCCAACAGUGGAGCAAUUAUUGUUAACAAAGCAUGUGUAGACGUGACCUGGUGGGUGUGUCUGUCAGUCCCUUCCGCCAUGAGACAGCUGAAUUGGACAGUAGCUGAUUUUCAAACCUUUACUUCCUUUGUCACCCAAGUAUUGGCCCAACACAAACUUAAAAUUAAGGAAAUCGAGGCCAAUUUUAUGGCCAGGCGAAUUAUCAGUGCACCCCUGAUCUGAAACAUUCAUCUCUGUCAAGCAAAAAUGGAUCCAAUUUAUGAAGAGGCAGAAAGAAAAGUUCUUAAAGAGAAAAACAAAACAUUUUGAACUUUUUGUUUCACUGUUGCCAGGUGUUCAUAUGUGAUGAAGCAAAAUGACCAAAUGAAUUUUGAUAUAAUCAGAGAAUAUAAUCCCAGAAUUCCUUGCUGUGGCAGCUUAAUGCCAAAGACUGUCGUUUCCAUUGGCUCGUCUGACAUAUGCAGUGGAGGGAAGUAACGAAGUACAAGUACUUCGUUACUGUACUUAAGUACAAUUUUCGUGUAUCUGUACUUUACUUAAGUAGA
Poecilia reticulata (guppy) is the source of this 2590-nucleotide messenger RNA. It is a transcript of the gene slc19a2, whose product is annotated as solute carrier family 19 member 2. NCBI's taxonomy places the organism in Eukaryota, Metazoa, Chordata, Actinopteri, Cyprinodontiformes, Poeciliidae. Gene Ontology annotation, molecular function: vitamin transmembrane transporter activity. The record is from RefSeq and is a predicted model, not a curated record. Gene Ontology annotation, cellular component: plasma membrane. Gene Ontology annotation, biological process: transmembrane transport; vitamin transport.